This is a messenger RNA of Vespula vulgaris, 3901 nucleotides long. It is a transcript of the gene Nhe3, whose product is annotated as sodium/hydrogen exchanger 7. Gene Ontology annotation, biological process: regulation of pH; sodium ion transport; proton transmembrane transport. Gene Ontology annotation, cellular component: membrane; recycling endosome. Bases 81 to 2186 code for a protein of 701 amino acids. Lineage: Eukaryota; Metazoa; Arthropoda; Insecta; Hymenoptera; Vespidae. The record is from RefSeq and is a predicted model, not a curated record. The transcript has 14 exons. Gene Ontology annotation, molecular function: sodium:proton antiporter activity.
UACGUGCGUUUAGUUUGUCAAGAAUUCAAUCGUGAGUUGGUCAUACUGAUACUACGUUAGAAAAUAUCAGAAAAGUGAAAAUGGCAGUUGAGUGUGGUAUACGUAUUUUAUUUUAUGUAAUUUUCUCUAUUUUCUUGUUAAAUUCAUGCGACGGUGCAGCGACAGAUAUCGAGUUAGAUGCCAAAGCUCAAUUGUUACAUAGGCUUGAUAGUUUGAAUCUCCUUCUUUAUACAUUUUUGUUAAUAUUAACUGUAUUAACUAUAUGGACAUUCAAGCAUCGUCGACUAAGAUUCCUCCAUGAAACUGGUCUAGCUGUCAUUUACGGGUUGAUCAUAGGAGCAAUCAUUCGUUAUGGAUUUACAACAAAUAGUGCUAUACUGCAUAUGCCAGUUGUACCAGAUAAUAGUAGUAAAUAUAAUCAAUCAGUUCCUCCAGAUACAUUAUGGUUGCGUUUUCCUGAGGACAAAGGUGGUGGUAUAAUUAAAAAUAAAACAUUUGCUUAUACUUUUCGUGGAGAAAUUUAUAAGGAGGAUAAUGAGAUUGAUUUGAAGGCUACUUUUGAUCCAGAAAUAUUCUUUAAUAUUAUACUGCCACCAAUAAUUUUUCAUGCUGGAUAUAGUUUGAAACGGAAAUAUUUCUUUAGGAAUUUAGGAGCAAUUUUAAUGUAUGCUUUACUUGGAACAUCAAUAUCAGCAUUUGUCAUUGGAGCAUUGAUGUAUGCAUUCAUACAAUUGAUACCACAUCUUUCGACAUCGUUUACAUUUUUGGAUACUUUAUACUUUGGUGCUCUGAUAUCUCCAACAGAUCCACUGACAAUAAUUUCUAUUUUUAAUGAUUUGCAUGUAGAUGUUAACUUAUAUGCUCUGGUGUUUGGAGAAAGUGUACUUAAUGAUGCAGUUGCUAUUGUUCUCAGUGGUUCAAUACAAAACUAUGCUGAACGUUACCAAUCUGGAUCAGGAGGAUUCGAAACAGUAGCAUUCUUCCAAGCAUUUGGUGAUUUUGUUGGUAUUUUUAGCUUAUCUUUAUUCAUUGGUGCUACUAUGGGAUGUAUCACUGCAUUGUUAACUAAAUUUACUAGAGUUAGAGAUUUUCCACUCUUAGAAUCAGCUCUAUUUGUCUUAAUGUCUUAUAGUACAUUUUUAAUUGCUGAAGCUUCAGAUCUUACAGGUGUGGUUGCUGUUUUAUUUUGUGGCAUUUGCCAAGCACAUUAUACAUAUAAUAAUUUAAGCCCAGAUUCUCGUCAACGGACAAAACAUCUCUUUGAAUUAUUAAAUUUCUUAGCUGAAAAUUUUAUAUUCAGUUAUAUCGGUGUUUCGAUGUUUACCUUUCCAAAACAUCACUUUGAUCCAGGUUUCAUCUUUGCUGGCUUUCUUUGUGCUCUCUUAGGACGUGCUGCUAAUGUUUAUCCUUUGUCAUUCAUAUUGAAUUUAGCACGAAAACCAAAAAUUUCAAUGAAUUAUCAACACAUGCUUUUUUUCGCCGGUUUACGCGGAGCCAUGAGUUUUGCUCUCGCUAUUAGAAAUACUGUAUCAGAUGCUAGACAAGCUAUGUUAACUACGACAAGUUUAAUUGUGAUUUUAACAGUGAUUUUACAAGGUGGUGCAACAACUCAAUUUUUGAGUUGGUUCAAUAUACCUGUCGGCGUAGAUGAAGAAAUAGAAGGUUUAUCGCAAAAUGGAGUACGUAGUGUGUACAAUUCACUGGACACCAUGGAGUCUGGUGGCGAAGGUGGCUUUGGCGAUCUGGACAUGCGUAGGGAAAGAAGUCCUCCGUAUAAUUCUAUGCAGGAUGGAUCAGUGCCAACCGGUGCAAAACCUAAUGAGAAAGCAUUGCUCGCUAGAAUAUGGGGUGAUUUUGACACACGAUAUAUGAAACCGCUAUUAACGCACUCGAGGCCUACCUUGUUAGAAACAUUACCAGUGUGUUGUGGUCCAUUAGCAAGGAUUCUCACAACAACACAGCAAAUGACACAGGAUGAUGUUUCAAGAAAAAUUGAUUCAGAUUCUGACUUUUGUCUGGAAGAUCGUGAAAUGGAACGAAGAAGGAUGAACGUACAGCCGAGAAAAAGAAAUCAUGAUGAUGAUGAUGAUGAUGAUGAUGAUGAUGAUGAUGAUGAGGAUGAUGAUGAUGAUGAAGACUUAAGAAUCAUCGGAAUGGAAGGAUUUAUUCCGUUACGAACAUUAUAACAGCAAAGAAGCCAAUCAAAUAAUUUUUUGAUCAAUUAAAUUUCAAGUGAUUUGCAAUGUGCAAUUCAGAAAAUUUAAUAUUUUCUUUCAACUAGUAUGAAGAAUUUUCAUUCUUUCUUUUCCUCCAUUUUUUCAUUUUUUUUCUUUUCAUUUUUCUUCAUUUUUUUUGUGGAAAAUAGUGGGAAAUAAUAUUAAUAGAAGGAGUAAAAAACGAUUUGAUACGAUUUAUCUCUUUCUCAUAGGAAACAUUUUCCAAUGAUGUAAAUGUUGAAACAUACAUGAUUACCAAGUUAUUUGUUAUUUAACAUAUAACUGUUAGACUUAUGUCUUUGUCAGCUUCCUGAAUAAUAGUACAAGCAUAACAUUGAUAUAAGUUAUAUAAAAAGGAAAAGAGGAGUAAAUAAUUUAGUCAUUAAGAUCUUUGUCUGUAUCAGUAAGCAUAUAUAAGUAUACCUUGUGAUUUUUGAGAAAGUAUUAAUAUGAUAGGUAGUAAUGAACGUCUAAAUGUUCCGGUGUAUAUACACACAUUUUUCUAAUUUAUAUUCUCUGUAUUCAAAUAUUCUUUUUAAAUUUGAGUUACAUAGAAGUCAUAUAAUUACACUGAACAUUAAACAUAAUUUUCCAUAUAUUUAUUGUUAGCAAAAUAUGCCUAAAAUGCAAUCAGUCUUAUGUGUACAAGAGUUUAUUAAUUAAAUCAACAUUUCUUAUAAACAUUUUUAUAUUGUUCAAAAGUAGCAUUUAAAAAUAUCUCUCUAAGACAUUAAAAAAAGAAAAAAGAAAAAAAAAUGAAAAAUUGUUCUAAGAAACUCUAGUACACAGUUCCUGCUUUACUUUAUAUUAUCUCAUUCUUUUCAUUACCAUAUGUUUUAGAGAUUUUGACUGAAUUUAUUUAUUUUUUAUUUUAUUUCUUUUUUUUUUUAAUUAUUAUUAUUUUUAUUUUAUUUUGUUCUUUUUUUUCUUUUUUCUUAUUCUAAUCUAGUUUAUUAAUAUUCUUGCAUGCCGCCUGAUAAAAAUAAUCUUUUUCAUCUCAGGCUUGGAUAUCAUGCAAGGAAUGUUAUAUAAAUAGUAUUAAUUUAUACACAUUCGCAUUUUUUGCUACUUAAUUCUGUGUUGGUAUCAAUCAUUCAAACAGAUUUCUGUUGCAUAGAGAAUCUUCGAAAGAAAGAUGCUUUUACAAAUUUCAUGUGAUGAUAUGUUGUAUGAGAGCAAUAACAUACUUUUCAUGCAAAUAAUUACUUUUAAUGGUUAGUAAAGACUUACUAUGCUAUUUCUUUGUAUUAACGUUUUUUUCUCUCUCUAUUAUGAUAUGCUUCUUUAAGUUGCAUAAAUAACAAGCUUCUUCCUAAAAUUCUGCUAAAAAGUUGCCCAUGAGGUCGUCAUAAUUUUUGUGUUAUCGACUUUAAUUGUACACGUUAUUUAUAUUUUUUAUUUUUAUUUGAAUUUCAUUUUUUAUUAAACAUUUGGAUAAUGUCUAGUAAACAACUUUCGUAAUAUAAAAAGAUUAUUGUGUGCAAUUAAUAAUAUACUCAUAAUGAAAUUAUGUUAAUUAUGAAUUUAUAAUUAAUAUAAUUCGUCGAUUAUUUCUCAUUUUAUUAUUAUUGUUUAUAUACAUGUUGACAUGUAUUUUUUAAGUAUAUAAAUUAUUUAUGUUCGAUUUUUCUGUGAUACACAUUAAUAUUGUGAUUAUAAGAAAUAGUAGCGAACUAAAGAUCUAA